Messenger RNA from Syngnathus acus (greater pipefish), 3549 nucleotides. RefSeq names its product kinesin family member 5A, b (gene kif5ab). The record is from RefSeq and is a predicted model, not a curated record. NCBI's taxonomy places the organism in Eukaryota, Metazoa, Chordata, Actinopteri, Syngnathiformes, Syngnathidae. The transcript is spliced from 29 exons. The coding region runs from base 293 to 3484 and encodes 1063 amino acids. Gene Ontology annotation, molecular function: microtubule motor activity; ATP binding; microtubule binding. Gene Ontology annotation, biological process: mitotic spindle organization; microtubule-based movement.
CAGUUUGUAGUUUUCCCCCACUGUAACACGCCGCCAUCUGUUCAUCACCAAUUUGAGCCUCUGGGUUGUUUUCUUUCUUUUUCUCUUUUUUUAACCCCCUCUUCUUUUUCCCCUCCAUGCUUUUGAACGUUAAAAAAAAAACCUCGUAGUAUCUAGUCCAAUCUAGCAAAUGCGCUGCCUUGCGUGUGCAUAAGCCAGCAUCCACUUGGGAACAGGUUGCAAGAAGAUUCUUUUAUUGUUCUGUCACAACAUUUUGGGGACUGUACUUUUUUCCUUUUUUUUUCUCACAACAAUGGAUGACAGGAAUGCAGAAUGCAAUAUCAAGGUGCUGUGUCGUUUUCGUCCACUCAACCGGUCAGAAAUCCUGCGUGGAGAUAAGUUCAUCCCAGUUUUCCAAGGCGAAGACACUGUUCUCCUUGGGGGAAGGUGCUACGUGUUUGACCAGGUGUUCCCCACAAAUUCCACCCAGGAGCAGGUCUACAACACUUGUGCCAAGCAAAUUGUCAAAGAUGUACUGGGCGGGUACAAUGGGACCAUCUUUGCCUACGGCCAGACGGCCUCGGGAAAGACUCACACUAUGGAGGGCAACCUUCACGACCCCCAGGGGAUGGGCAUCAUCCCCCGGAUUGCGGAAGACAUUUUCGAACACAUAUUUGCCAUGGACGAGAACCUGGAAUUCCACAUCAAGGUGUCCUACUUUGAGAUCUACAUGGAUAAAAUUCGGGACCUGCUAGACGUGACCAAAACCAAUCUGUCAGUGCACGAAGACAAAUACAGAGUCCCGUAUGUGAAGGGUUGCACUGAACGCUUUGUCACCAGUCCAGAUGAAGUGAUGGAUGUGAUCGAUGAGGGAAAAGUCAACCGUCACGUCGCCGUCACAAAUAUGAAUGAGCACAGUUCGCGCAGUCACAGCAUCUUCCUGAUCAACAUCAAGCAGGAGAACGUGGAGACGGAGCAGAAGCUCAGCGGGAAGCUCUACCUGGUGGACCUGGCUGGGAGUGAGAAGGUCAGCAAGACGGGUGCUGAGGGAGCCGUGCUGGACGAAGCCAAGAACAUCAACAAGUCUUUGUCGGCCCUCGGCAACGUCAUCUCGGCUUUGGCUGAAGGAACGAAGUCCCACGUGCCGUACCGUGACAGCAAAAUGACGCGCAUCUUACAGGACUCACUGGGGGGCAACUGUCGCACCACCAUGUUUAUCUGCUGCUCCCCCUCCAGCUACAACGACGUUGAGACCAGGUCCACGCUCAUGUUUGGCCAAAGGGCAAAAACUAUCCGAAACACAGUGACGGUGAACCUUGAGCUCACCGCCGAGCAGUGGAAGAGGAAGUACGAGAAGGAGAAGGAGAAGAACAGGUCACUGAAGGAGACCGUGCACAGACUGGAGGCGGAGUUAAACUGCUGGCGGAAUGGUGAGGUUGAAAGAGCCUCAGAGGGCGAAGACGAGGACGAGAUAGUGACAGCGCCCGACUCCGUGGAGGCGGUGCUGGAUAUAUGCAGCCCGUGUUCCCUGACCUCCUCCAUCGUGGUGCACAUUUCCGAGGAGGAGCGUCACAAGUAUGAGGAGGAGAUCCGGAAGCUCUACAAGCAGAUGGAUGACAAGGAUGCGGAGAUUGACUACCAAAGUCAGAUUGUGGAGAAGCUGAAGGAGGAGAUGCUAAAGCAAAAUGAGUUCCUGGCAUCCUUCAGGGCUGACGGUGAGAAGGUGCAAUCAGAGCUGAGCCGGUUGCAGUCGGAGAACGAGCGCUCCAAGACGGAGGUGAAAGAGGUUCUGCAGGCCCUGGAAGAGCUGGCGGUCAACUAUGACCAGAAGAGCCUGGAGGUGGAGGAGAAGAGCGGGCAGAAUAAAUUGCUGGCAGAGGAGCUUGCCAAGAAAAUGACUCGCCUAGUGGCAUUGGAGGCGGAGCUUUCUCACAUCCAGGAGGUGAGCCGCCACCAGCGGAAGCGCAUCGCCGACGCCCUCAACGGGCUAAUGAGGGACUUGAGCGAGUUCGGCGCCAUCGUGGGCGCUCGAGACAUCAGGCUGUCCACAGAGAUCACCGGCAUCAUCGAGGAGGAGUUCACGCUCGCCCGCCUCUACAUCAGCAAGAUCAAGUCAGAGGUGAAGUCCAUGGUGAAGCGCUGCCGCCACUUGGGAAGCCUUCAGGCCGAGUGCCAGCGCAAGAUGGAGGAGACGGGCAGGGAAAUGUCCUCCUGCCAUCUCCUUGUCGCACAGCACGAGGCCAAGAUCCGCUUGCUGACCGAGUACGCUCAGGACGUGGAACGCAAGAGGAGGCAGCUGGAGGAAAACUACGACUCCCUAGCGGAGGAGCUGGCCCGAGUCCAAACUCAAGAAACCGCGUCACACUUGACCAGCGAGGAGAAUGGCUCCGCCCAGGGAUGCCAUGACAUCCAGAAGGUUCUGGAGCAGCAGCUGGAAACGCAUCGCACGGCACGCAACGAGCAGCUCGGCCACCUCCGUGACAAGAUCAAUGAGCAGCAGAGGAUCAUCAACGACUUAACCCACUGGAACCAGAAGCAGGAACUGGAGCUGGAGCAACUGCACGACGACUAUGAGCGUCUCCGCGGUCGAGAGCAUCAAAAGAGCAGACAGCUGGAGGAGCUGACUUUUCUCCACGAGAGACACGAGCAGUCCAAGCAGGACCUCAAAGGCCUGGAAGAGACAGUGGCCCGUGAGCUGCACACCCUCCACAACCUACGCAGGUUUUUUGUCCAAGACCUCACCACUCGCGUUAGAAAGAGUGCAGAGAUGGAGCGUGACAGCAGUGGCGGCUACAUCACCCAGAAGCAAAAGAUUUCCUUUUUGGAGAAUAACCUUGACCAGCUAACAAAGGUCCACAAGCAGCUAGUACAUGACAACGCCGACCUCCGUUGUGAGCUCCCAAAGCUGGAGAAGCGUCUUCGCUCCACCGCUGAGCGAGUCAAGGCCUUGGAGGGCGCCCUGAAGGAGGCCAAAGAGGGAGCCAUGAAGGACCGACAGCACUACCAGCAGGAGGUGGAGCGCAUCAAGGACGUCAUGAUGAGAGCCAGGCAUCCCUUCCGCCGACCUCACGCCGCACAUAUCGCCAAGCCAGUGCGUCCCGGCCACCACUCGCCCACGCACGCCAUCUUCACCCGCGGCCUCAGCGAGCACCCGGUUUCAAUGGGUUCCAAUGCUCCCCGCAGCAACCCGCCAGCUUCACAAGCUGCUGCCUUGGCACCAGAAAGUGAUCGCUCCGCCUCAGAAACCAAUCAGAAUCAACCCGCCGGAGGCUUGGACCACCAAAAUAAUGCCCCGGACAUGCCUCCGCCUCGCCAAGCCAACACCGCCGAGAUGCUCGAUUCAGAAAACGGGAACACCACAGACAUCAACGACAACAGCAUGCGUAUGAACGGCCACAGCGUAUCUACCGCUGACGUCUGUGACAAUCGGGACCUGAGCAAAUUGGACAAUUUGCACUCCGGAGGCCACCUAAUAGAAAAGCUAGCAGAUCCGUCGUCUUUGUAGCUUCGUCCUCACCUGCUGAAACAUGCCUCUAUCUUCCUCUUCCUAUUUUGUAAUAUCAAAGGAAU